Messenger RNA from Acipenser ruthenus (sterlet), 2795 nucleotides. RefSeq names its product calcium-binding protein 1-like. Gene Ontology annotation, molecular function: calcium ion binding. The transcript is spliced from 7 exons. The coding region runs from base 615 to 2012 and encodes 465 amino acids. NCBI's taxonomy places the organism in Eukaryota, Metazoa, Chordata, Actinopteri, Acipenseriformes, Acipenseridae. The record is from RefSeq and is a predicted model, not a curated record.
AAUGCCUGUCCAGUUCCUCAAACCGGCUUCACGUCCAGUCCCUGAGUUUAUUACAGGUGCUAGAUUAUAGCCUCGGCUCUUUCCAAACCGAGCAAUUGUAGCGCGUUUAAAAUGACCUGACGGCAAAGCAGGCGCGGGUCCCUGUGUGUGUGUGCGCGUCUGUGUCUGACCAACGACGCGCUGAAGGUAUCUGAUGUGAUGAAAACCCCGAGUCCCGUGUAUCAAAACCCGCUGAUUCAUUUUCAUGAAGUAAAAAGUCUAUUGUCUGCCAACCCGUCACAUGGCUAAAUUAUACUGGGCUGAAUGAAACACAAGGACGAGGGGCACACACAGAGCCCGGCACAAUCCGGUACUGUACAGCGCUGUUCUGUGUUCAUAUCUACACUCUGCCGCCAGCUACACACCACACUACGCAAGACUCCUGCGCCCGCACUCUUAAACUAGCAGCUGGUUUUAAAUACAUAUUACCGGAUGCAUCUUUAAAUCUUUUUUUUAAAUAAAUAAAUAAAUAGGAGACGAAGCUCCGUUGCAACUGACUACCUCAGGGAAGCAAAUAAAAGGAAACAAACAAACCAGACCGAAAUAAAUAAAUCAAUCAAUCAAUACAGCUCGACAUGAGCUUUCUUCCAAAAAGCGAAUCCAAAACGUCUUUGCUGAAAUCGGCAGCUGCUGGGAGGAAAACGGCUUCCCACUCAGUCUCCGGGAGGCGAAGCAACCUCCACCCUGGCAACCACAGCGGGAGGGGCGGCGGAGGAGGCAGAGCAGUCGAGUCGGACGUGAGCGGCGGCGGUCACGGAGAGCCCCGUUGGCCGGCUGACGGGGAUGCCAGCACCCGCAGACCCCUGUGUCACCCGUGGGCCAGCCGGGAGAACGGGACGAGGCAGGGCAGUGGGAAUGAAUCGCAUGCCACGGCAGCCCUCGGGCAUCAGCCAGACCAGCAUCAGGCGGCAUCAGGACUGAGCGGUGUGGAGCAAAGCAAAACUUCAAAGCAUCACCACCACCGGCACCAUCACCAUCACCACCGCCAUCACAACCAUCAACACCACCCAACACCGGGACAUCCUCCCCCCCAGCACAUCGCCUCGGACCCCGGGCACCCAGACAGCCUGCCCGCCGCUGCCCCGCAGUCUAAACGGAAAGAGGACAUGGCGCGGGAGAAGUCCAGAGCCGGUUCUACUCUGAGCGUCGCCUCCGACCAUUCGGGGAACAACCAGCCCCAGACGCCUUCCUCCUCCCCGCUCGCCAAGUCUUCCAGCCGCGCGUCCGGGAAGACGUGCAAAAGCAGCACCAUCGCCGGGUCUGCAGAGACAGACUCCAGCCUGUCACAUAAUCUCAGACCCGUCCUCAACCCGGCGUACGGCCAGAUCCAUCGGGAGGAGAAGCGGAGCUACAAGGCAGUGCAGACCUGUGAGGAGGCCGCGCCCCCCGGCUCCCUGCUCGACCCCUGUCAGGGCCCCCUGCUGGCUCUAGCGCAGAACUGCACCCUCGUGCACAACCUGCUGGGACCCGCCUGCAUCUUCCUGCGCAAGGGCUUCGCCGAGAACCGGCAGCCUGACAGAGAGCUGAGGCCGGAGGAGCUCGAUGAGCUGCGCGAGGCCUUCAAGGAGUUUGAUAAGGACCGUGAUGGCUUCAUCGGCUGCAAGGACCUGGGCAACUGCAUGAGAACCAUGGGCUACAUGCCCACUGAGAUGGAGCUGAUCGAACUGAGCCAGCAGAUCAACAUGAACCUGGGCGGCCACGUGGACUUUGAAGACUUUGUGGAGCUGAUGGGGCCGAAGCUCCUGGCAGAGACAGCGGACAUGAUCGGGGUGAAGGAGCUGAGAGACGCCUUCAAAGAGUUUGACACUAACGGGGAUGGGGAGAUCAGCACAGCGGAGCUGCGGGAGGCCAUGAGGAAGCUGCUGGGACAGCAGGUGGGACACAGGGACCUGGAGGAGAUCCUGAGGGACGUAGACCUGAACGGGGACGGCCACGUGGACUUCGAGGAGUUUGUGCGGAUGAUGUCACGCUGAGGGACUGGGCUCAGGAGAAACUGGUUUAAGGACUGGCAGGGCUCCCCCAUUCCUUCCCCCACCUCUCCCUCUCUCUCCCUCUGAUCAAACCCGGCCACAGGGGCAGAGAGCGCCCCCUACCUGCAGAAACUGGAAGACCACAUGAGAAAAGCGACCAGGGGAACUCCGUGCAGCGACCAGACGCCAUCUGCACCCCCCUCCCCCACCUCGCCAUCUCUGUGCAUAUCUGAGGGGUCCCGGUCCCCCUUGUACACCGUCCUCUACCUGGAAGCUGCUGUCGGGGUCCAGGGGGCUGUCACUGUACCAAUGCAGUGCCGUGUCGUCUGUGUGUGCGACUGGGUGCGUAAGCGUGUGGCAGGAGUGUGAAUGCACGUUUAUAUCAGUGUGUGUCUGUCAGUCUGUGUGCGGGUGCGUUUGUCUUUGCCUGUGUGUGUGUCACAGUUUCUGUCUGUCACUGUGUGUGCGUGGGUGUGCACGAGCAUGUGUAUGUAUGUCGAUAUCAGUGUGUGCGUGCGUGAGUGUGUGUGCGGGCGUGAGAAUGCACUGUAUGUCUAUAUCAGUGUGUGUGUGUGUGUGUGCUGCAUGCCUGUCUCACUGUGUGUGUGUGCUGCAUGCCUAGAUUAAUUUGUUAUUAUAAGUGUACAAGUUGAUAAUAAAGAAAAGGUAAAUGACAGGAGUGCUGUGGGUCUGAUCUGUUUUCACUCCACCUGGGAUCCGGGAUGCUGCUGAAAAACUGAAAUGGGUUUCACAAGCACCAACAUGCACACGCACACGCACAGACAC